CAAAACUCUCUCUCUUUUUUUAUUUACAGUUGAAACCAGUUUUUCCAGAUGUGUGUUAGGCUAAUGGCGCUAUAUCUCCAUGAAAUAAAACAAAUAAAUCAGAUUAUUUAAUUUCCACGUAUGCUUUAGGUUCAGAACAAAAACUGAGUUAGGGAUUCCUCUGCGCCUUGAUUUGAUCCUCUGUUUUUUUGGCUUUUACGCACAGCGCGUCACGUGCGCGCGGCAGGAGAGCGCGCGGCUCCGACGUGUAAACAAGAAGCCCGGUGGCUGUUUGAGUCGUUUAUUCUCAACAAUCUCAAUCCCACCCCGAUAAAAAAUAAAUAAACAAACAAAUAAAACCUCAUUCCAGCGGACCGCCCGCGCUUGGGAUUUUGUUGCUUGCGUAACUAAUCUCAGCCCCUCCUUGUUUUCUGUGAAUUUAGGGAGCAGCAGCAGCAGCAGCAGCGGCGGCGACACACCCCUCCUCCAGCUCCCCCACCACCACCACCACUCCCCCUGUCAUUCUGCUGCUGCACGCGCGGGCGAGAGAGGAGAGGAGCCGCGGCCGCGCACAGCUCCGCCGCUGCCGCUCUGGACUGAUCCACCGGAGUCCCCUCCUCAGACAGGAAACACGAGCAGAGCAGGUCGGUCCUCAUCAGCUCGUUUUGAUUUAAAGAGGCAGCUGCAGCCUCUCAUCUCCUCUCCUCUCCUCUCCUCUCCCCCCCACCACUACAACCCCCCAUCACGCAGCGACCAUCACCGGGGCCGAGGAGUGGGGGAGGAAGGACGAAGGAGGAGCUCAGAGGGACCAGGGGCGCUCAGGAGAGGAUGGAGGCUCUGUCCUCGGCUCUGAAGGGACACCCGGGCCUCUCAGUCCUGGUGUUCUCUCUGCUCUUCAGGGCAGCCCACCAGCUGCUGCAGAGGCUGCCGGUCCCCAAGGCGGCGAGGCGGGACGCCUUUCGCUCCUGGAAGUGGAGGAACCUCUCGGUGUCCAUGGUCCACUCCCUGCUGACCGGGACCUGGGCCCUGACCUGUGUGGUGACCUGUCCAGAGAUGCUGAACAACAUCCACUCUUAUCACACGCCGCUGUCCUACCUGCUCGUCUGCGUCUCCACAGGAUACUUUGUGCAAGACGCAGCUGAUAUCAUCCUGACCGGAAAUGCCAGAGGAUCAUGGGAAUUCUUACUCCAUCAUGCAAUGGUGAUCUGGUGUUUCCUGUAUGCCCUCUACACUCAGCUGUACAUAGCUGGUGCCGUGAUCGCCCUCUUCGUGGAGGUCAACAACGUCACCCUGCACCUGAGGCUGAUGCUGAAGCUGGCGGGCACCCAGUCCUCCUACACCUACCACGUCAACAAGCUCGUCAACCUCUUCACCUACGUCAUGUUCCGUCUGAGCACCCAGUUCUACCUCACCUGGUUCAUCGUUCAGAACUACGACUCGCUGAAACGUGGCGGGUACUUCCUCACCACCAUGAGCGUGAUGAACAUCAUGAUCCUGAUUUACUUCUACCGUUUACUCCGGGCCGACUUCUUUACCCGCAGUAAAAGCUACGCGGGACAGAACGGGACGUGUAACAACUAUUCUAAAAAGUUCCUCAAUGACUGACUUGCAAAGGUUUACCGGACUGAACAACGUUUCUACUGUAUUUAAGGUGGGAGUUUACACGUUUUUUUUUUGUGUCUUUUCAUGUUGUAAUUCUUGUGACAACAAACCCUCUCGCCCUGUCGGUUUCACUGCCAAAGAACAAAGACCUCAAAAAUGCCCAGUGUAACAAGAUGCAGCCUCUUUUCACUGCUAAGUGAAAAAUAAAAAUCUAAUAAAUAAAUAAAUAAAUAAAUAAAUAAAUAAAUAAAUAAAUAAAUAAAUAAAUAAAUAAAUAAAUAACACAACUGAAAAUUCAAACUCUAGGUUAAGAUGAGAAUAUUUUUAAAAAAAUAUUUCCAAAGUUUCAGAAACCACAGCAAUCGUUUCGCAGUGUCUCGAUUUGUGAAGACUUCUUAGAUAUUUGGGGAAAUUUCAUAAUCUCAGUGUUAAAUUGAAAACACUCAUUAUUAGAGUGACCGCAUUUUUACUGAUUAACCCACACAGAGCCUAGAGUACCUACAAAAUGAAUCAGAGGGAACAAAUGACAUAGUUGUACUAUUUAUUAGGAUAUGAACUUGGUAAGUGUUAUGGUGAUAUUUAUUUAACAAAGACAGAAAUACGUGGUCCAAGAAUGAAGGUGGGAUGAUCAGCUGAGUUUUAUUGCAACAA
Austrofundulus limnaeus is the source of this 2232-nucleotide messenger RNA. It is a transcript of the gene tlcd1, whose product is annotated as TLC domain containing 1. The coding region runs from base 808 to 1584 and encodes 258 amino acids. The record is from RefSeq and is a predicted model, not a curated record. NCBI's taxonomy places the organism in Eukaryota, Metazoa, Chordata, Actinopteri, Cyprinodontiformes, Rivulidae. Gene Ontology annotation, biological process: membrane assembly; plasma membrane organization; phospholipid homeostasis. The transcript has 4 exons. Gene Ontology annotation, cellular component: plasma membrane.